GUGGCUGAGGGACGGGCGCGGGAACCGGAGCUCGCCAUGGACCCGGAGCCGGGACCGGGCCCUGAUCCCGACCCGGGGCCCGAUCCCGACAUGGACCCGGGCCACGAUCCGGUAACGGGCCCGGUGCCGGUAACGGACCCGUUAACGGACCCGGCGAACGAUCCCGACGUGGAGCCGCUGCACCGGGGCGGCUUCCGCUGCCGCCUGUGCCAGAUCACCACGGCCAACCUGCCGAGCCUGCGCUCGCACCUGGCGGGGAAGCGGCACGGGCGGCUCCGGGCGCUGCGGGCGGAGCGCCGGGCGCAGGAGCAGCGGAGCCUUUUCGUCAGCGGCUUCCGCCGGGGCACCGCGCCCGAGCAGCUGCGCCGCCACUUCCGCGCCUUCGGCCCUGUCGCGACAGUCGUGUUGGACAAGGACAAGGGCGCGUUCGCCAUCGUGGAGCUGCGGGACCGCGCGGCGCGGCAGCGGGCGCUGGAGCAGCCCCGGCAUUUGCUGGAGGGGCGGCGGCUGCGGGUGCGGCCCCGGGAGCACCGGGAAUGGCCCCGGGCCCCCCCCCGGGACCCCCCCGGGAACCCCCCGGGACCCCCGGGGCUGCUGCAGGCGCUGGGCCGGGCCCCGGACGUGUGGGCGCAGCUGCAGCUGCUGGUGCGGGCGCUGGAGCUGAGCGCGGCCGAGCGGCGCCUGCGGGAGCUGCUGCUGACCCUGAUCAGGGAGGUGUUCACUGAGUUCUUCCCAGGCUGCUCCGUUGUCCCCUACGGCUCCUCCGUCAACGGCUUCGACGUCCACGGCUGCGACCUGGACCUGCACCUGGAGCUGGGGGCGCCCCAAAUCCCAGAGACCCCAAACGGGGACCCCCAAACCCCAGAGACCCCAAACGGGGACCCCCAGAGCCUGGGGACACUGCUGGGGGAUGGGGACCCCCCCCUCAAAGGGUCCCUUUUAGGGUCUGAGGGGUCCCUUUUGGGGUCCCUUUCAGGUGACAGAGACCCCUCCCUCAAAAGGUCCCUUAUGGGGUCUGAGGGGUCCUUUUUGGGGGACAGGGGGACCCAUUUGGGGUCCAGGGGGUCCCAUUUGGGGUCUCCUUUGGGUAACCAAGACCCCUCCCUCGAGGGGUCCCUUAUGGGGUCCGAGGGGUCCCUUAUGGGGUCUGAGGGUUCCCAUUUGGGGUCUGAGGGGUCCCAUUUGGGGUCUCCUUUGGGUAACCAAGACCCCUCCCUCGAGGGGUCCCUUAUGGGGUCCGAGGGGUCCCUUAUGGGGUCUGAGGGGUCCCAUUUGGGGUCUCCUUUGGGUAACCAAGACCCCUCCCUCGAGGGGUCCCUUAUGGGGUCCAAGGGGUCUGUUUUGGGGUCCGAGGGGUCCCUGUCAGGGGAUGAGUCCCCCGAGUCCGACGGGUCCCGUUUGGGGUCCGAGGGGUCCCUGUUGGGGUCCGAGGGGUCCCUGUUGGGGCGCGGGGCCGGCGCGGAGCGGGCGCUGCUGCUGGUGGGCGCGGUGCUGCGGCGCUGCGUGCCGGGGGUCCGGGGUCCAGCGCCGUGCCGCGCCCGGCGCCCCGUGGUCAAAUUCAGCCACAAACAGUCGGGGCUGGCCGGGGACGUGUGCCUGGACAACCGCCUGGCCCUGUUCAACACUCGCUUCCUGCGCCUCUGCGCCGACGCCGACCCGCGGGUGCGGCCCCUGGGCUACGCCCUGCGGCUCUGGGCGGGGGGGCAGCGGCUGGCAGGGAACCGGGCCGGGGGCGGCCCCCUCCUCACCAACUACGCGCUGACGCUGCUGCUGGUGCUGUUCCUGCAGAGCCGCAGCCCCCCCGUGCUGCCCUCGGUGCGGCGCCUCCGCCUCCUGGCAGGGCCCCAGGACCGUGCCCAGGUCGGGGGCUGGGAUUGCAGCUUCCCCCGGGACGCGGCGGCGCUGGAGCCCAGCGGGAACCGACAGAGCGCCGCCUCCCUCCUGGCCGAAUUCUUCUCCUAUUUCGGCUCCCUGGAUUUCGGGGGGCUCCUCCUGUCCCCCCUGGAGGGCCGAGCUCUGCCUCGCCCCCCUCCCGAGGCUCUCGGGGGUCUCCGCCCGGGCCCCCUGACCCUGCAGGACCCCUUCGAGCUCAGCCACAACGUGGCCGCCAACGUCACGGCGCGCACGGUGUCGCGAUUCGUGCGCUGCUGUCGCGACGCCGCCCGCCUGUGUCGCGGCCCCGAGUUCCUGCAGAAAUCGCGGCGGGGCCGGCCCUGGGGCGUGAUGCGGCUGCUCCAGCCCGGGAACCGCGCGGGUUCGGGGAAUUCGCACGGGAAAUUCCUGAUCCAGGUGCCGCUGGGAGCCCCGGGGGGGCGCGGGGGGGUCCCGCAGGGCGAGGCGGGCGCGGCCGUGGGGUUCGUGCUCAGGGAGGUGCUGGGCUGCGGCUGCGAGCCCCGGGGUGCGGGGACAGCGCGGGGGAUGAGUGUCACCUGGGGAGGGGGACAGACGGGUCUGGGGGGGAAUCUGGGGACACGGGGACACCCCCGGGAGCUCAGUGUCACCUGGGGAGAGGGACAGACGGGUCUGGGGGGGAAUCUGGGGACACGGGGACACCCCCGGGAGCUCAAUGUCACCUGGAGGGGGGGACAGACGGGUCUGGGGGAAUUUGGGGACACGGGGGAUGAGGAGGAGCCACCCCCGGGAGCCGAGUGUCACCUGGAGGAGGGGACAGGAGGGUCCCAAGGGGAAUUUGGGACAUCGGGGGAUCCCUCAGAGCCACCCCCGGGAGCCGAGUGUCACCUGGAGGAGGGGACAGACGAUUCCCGAGGGGAAUUGGGGGACACGGGGACCCCCGGGCCGGGCUCGAAGCGUCGCCUCCCCGAGGGGGGCCCGGACGGGGCCGGGGUCCCGCCCGCAAAGCGGCCCCGGGGCCCCGCGGGCCCGUCCCGGUGGAGCUGCUGCGUCUGGUACCGGGUGUGGCGGGGCCGCCGCCGCCUCCGCCGCCGCCUCCGGCACCGGGGGCGCUCCGGGGAGGGGGGGCUCCGGAUCCCGGAGGGGUUCGGGAUUUUGGGGAGGUUCAUGGUCCCGGGGGUGUUCAGGACUUUGGGGGUCCCGGAUUUCGGGGGUUCCCCCCUGGCCCUGGAACGAGCCGUGACCGAGGCCAUUGUCCGAGGGGACACCGGGACCCCCCCCGCGCCCCCCCCGGAGCCGCUGCUGCGUUUCCAGCUCAGCGCCCGCCUGGGGGGGUCGCGCCGGGACCCCCAGAUGCUGCUGCAGCUCCAGCCCGACCCCCCCUCGCCGCUUUUCCAGGAGUUUUUCCAUUUUUUGCGGGGUUUUCUGCCCGGAAUGGUUCGGCAGCGCCUGGGCUGGGGGGGGGCGGGGGGCGCGGAGCCCCCGCCGGGGGCGGAAUUUGUAAAUUCUGAGGUUUUUCAGUAA
Molecule: messenger RNA, 3375 nt
Organism: Camarhynchus parvulus
Lineage: Eukaryota; Metazoa; Chordata; Aves; Passeriformes; Thraupidae
Gene: TUT1
Product: terminal uridylyl transferase 1, U6 snRNA-specific
Cellular component (GO): mitochondrion
Molecular function (GO): poly(A) RNA polymerase activity; RNA binding
Source: RefSeq, a predicted model, not a curated record